Messenger RNA from Ogataea philodendri, 945 nucleotides. RefSeq lists its product as uncharacterized. Lineage: Eukaryota; Fungi; Ascomycota; Pichiomycetes; Pichiales; Pichiaceae. The transcript has 2 exons. Bases 1 to 945 code for a protein of 314 amino acids. The record is from RefSeq and is a predicted model, not a curated record.
AUGGUUUUCAAAACAGCAUUCUCGAUCUGGUCGGCGUACGAGUUCAAUCCAAUGUGUCUCAACAUCAUACAAGAGGAAAGCAAGAGGGCGGUUGGGUUGGCAAGACCCUUGCCGGCGAUAUCUGGAGCAGAUCCGUGGACAGCCUCGAAAAUGGAAACCUUGUCACCCAUGUUACCCGAUGGAGUCAAACCCAAACCACCAAUCAAUCCAGAAGACAAAUCAGACAUAAUAUCACCGUACAAGUUAGGCAUCACCAUGACCAAAGACUUGUACUCGGAUGGGUCAGAACAAAGCUUCAACGAGGUGUUGUCAAGUAGCUCGAAAGUAAGCUUGACAUCUGGGUAUUCCUGGGCAACCUCCUUGGCGGUCUCGACAAACAAACCGUCAGAAAGCUUCAUAAUGGAGGCCUUGUGCACGACUCUGACCUCUGGCUUGUUGACGCUCUUGGCAUAUUCAAAAGCAAUACUCACCCUCGGUGUUUUCUCUGAUCAACACGGUGUCCACGUUCUCAUAAGGAGUUUUGUAACCUUGCACACUCUUGCAUGGUCUGACGUUGGCGAAAAGCGCAAAAGUUCUUCUCAGGGUCAAAUUCAUCGACUGGUGACCUUUUCCAACAGGAGUAGCCAAUGGACCUUUCAAAGCCACCAGGUUCUUGUUGAUGGAGGCCACGGCGUCAGCAGGCAACGUGGUCUUGCCAUUGAUGAGCGAAGGGGUCACGUCGACCGACUCCCAACGGAUUGGCACGUCCGCAGCCUUGUAGAUGCUCUGGACAGAGGCUGCAAUUUCUGGACCAAUACCGUCACCAGGAAUCAUGGUGACGGUGUAUUUGCCGUCGGCGUCAGGCUUUCCGGUGAACUGGCCGGUGACCUUGCCAGUGGCAUACGAUCUUGCGAGCAUGGUGGGAGUUCUUGUAAUUGCUCUGUACAUUGGAAGAAAUUCUGGUGA